CAUGACAGGCACACGCUAACAGUCGGCACGUCUGGACCUUGUUUGUCGCUCUCCCAUUCGAUCGCUUGUUGCAUAGUUGCACAAUUGAAAGCACCACUUCAACAGAAAUAAACCAUACCUGAUUCCACCUCGUGACGAGAACGUCUGCCGGUCGCAACGCUGAUGUCUCGCAGCGCUGCAGCCGGGCUGCUGGCGCGGCUGGGGAUAACAUGCCAAAGAUCAUGCUCUGUUACAUUUCAAAUAGCUAGCACAAUCGCGGCGACGGCGUCCAGCGCGCCGAGCUGCUCAUACACGCAGCACAGCCCUGGCGCCUUCGCCUCCGCCGGAGCACCGCGCGGCCUUGCCAGUCUCGCUUUCUGGACGCGGCGCGAGGCCGCAGCCAGCUCGUCUAUUUCGGAUACUUUGAGCUCUGGGGCGCAGCCUCAGCAGCAGCACCUGGCGGCGUCGCGGGAGGCACAGCAAGCACGCGGGUUCGCGGCGCAGGCGGCAGGGCCCGACCACCUUGUGGGCCUCGGCAACCUCCGCGACAACCCCGGGGCCACGCGGCAGCGCAUCCGGGUGGGCCGCGGUGAUGGCUCUCGGCGCGGCAACUACGGCGGGCGUGGCAUGAAGGGCCAGAAGUCCAGAGGCCGCGGGCUGCACAUGCUGUACGACGGCGGACAGCUGGGGCUGCUCAAGUUCCCCGUCACCCGCCAGCGGCCCUCGUACGAGGUGUUGUAUUACCACCUGGGGCUGAGCCGUGUGGCGGAGUUCGUACAACUGGGGCUGCUGGACGCCGGCCGCACCAUCACCAUGAAGGAUCUGUACGACAGCGGAUGUGUGACGAGCAACAUCAAGUACGGCGUGCUGCUGUACGGCAAGGCGCGCCUGGCCGUACCCCUGGACCUGCAGGUGACGGCCUGCGACGCCGACACGCGCGCCGCGGUGGAGUCCGCCGGCGGCCGCGUCACGCGCGUGUACUACACAGCCGAGGGUCUGGGCGCCGUACUGCACCCGGAGAAGUUCACAAGCCGCCGGCUGCCGCUGCCGCUGCCGGCGCCGCGCUGGCACCCGCGGUACGACAAGAAGUUCGACGCCAUCGGUCAGAUCCCGCCCGCAACACGGCCAGUGGCGGCAGCAGCGCUUCCGGCGGCUGCGGCACACGCUUCGGGCCGCGUGGCUUUGGCCAGCGCUUGAGGCCCCGGCAUGCCUUGCGUUGGCGGUGGCAGCUGUGCUUGAGCGAGAAUGUGUUUGUAUGCAAUACCCAUCAUCGUGGGUUCAGCUGUCGGUUGGAUUUGGUGGCGGUGGGUUUUGGCGGCACGUUGGCGUCAUGCUGUUUUAUGCCUCGAGAGCUGAAGGAUGGAGGGAGAGCAGAGUGUACGGUAGAGUGUGAUGGGGCAGUCAAUGCGUGAAGUGGAGGUGAGCGCAUAGAGCAGGCGAUCGGAGGCGGCCGGCGGCGGCGGUAUUGGGACAGGGAGCACGCGGUAACGUGUGUGAUGGGACAGUGUCAAGGCAGGUUGGUGAAGUCCCGUAGGGUGCAGCUGAUUCCCAAACCCCAGCAGAUGGCAAACAAUUUGCAACGGCAGUGCAGGAGCGCGCGGCUGGUCGAAACCCUGGGAGUUACUGUACCGACAAGUUGCUGGCGGGCUGGCGAGGUAACGUCAGAUGGAUGGGAAGCGCGGGACGGCUUGGCGCUGCUGCAUCAUUGGUAUUGGCAAUCAGUUGCCUGCAUGCAUGCUGCGGCUUUGGUGUGGGAUUUCAACGAGACGCGGCGAGGGCAGCACAUGAGGGGUCACGAAAGCUACCGGCGCUCCUGGUAGCCAGGAGCACUCCUGGUAUCAGCCGCACCCGCGCACCCAGCACACACGCAUGCAUGGUCAUCUUCCUGCAGGUGCGCUGCGGCUCUGCAUCGCGAGUGUGGCGUUGCGGUGUGUCUGUGUGGUGCUAUCGCCUGGCCGGGCGCUCGGAGCGUGAGGAAUGCGCAUCAGCAAAC
This is a messenger RNA of Chlamydomonas reinhardtii, 1972 nucleotides long. RefSeq lists its product as uncharacterized. Gene Ontology annotation, biological process: translation. Gene Ontology annotation, cellular component: mitochondrial large ribosomal subunit. Gene Ontology annotation, molecular function: structural constituent of ribosome. NCBI's taxonomy places the organism in Eukaryota, Viridiplantae, Chlorophyta, Chlorophyceae, Chlamydomonadales, Chlamydomonadaceae. The record is from RefSeq and is a predicted model, not a curated record. The transcript is spliced from 7 exons. The coding region runs from base 163 to 1176 and encodes 337 amino acids.